AUGUUAAAUGCAUUUAAACGAAGAUUUCGCACUUUGCUGCAACGUUUAAUCCUGCUGGCCAUUUUAGCAGGCAUCUUCAUGCUGGUGGUGUCCUAUAUGAAUUUGGAAUUUUGCUAUAAAAUCAUGUCACAAAAUAGCUUAACUUAUAUGUGUAAAAAGUACAAAAAUUAUGAAUACAGUGGUUCGCUAUGUGAGGAAUUGUGUACGAAUGAACAGUCCUUUAAAUCCUUUAAAUGUCCUCAAAAUGAUAUGAGCACCAUUAUGUUUACAGCGGAGAAAAAUGGUGAUGUCUAUGCCAUUAAGUUGGCUCGCCAUAUAAAGGACGAUUUAAGUUGGGUGAAUAGACACGGCGAACAGGUUUAUCCAAAAAUAGAAAACUUCCAUCAUAUUGUUAAAAUGCAUAUCACUUUGACGUAUAAUGUAACACUGGAUGAUAAUAUGAUACGAGCCCUAGUAAAUCAAGAAAUCGAUCAAAAUAAUCCCCAGCAAAUGUUAAACUUUUGGAGACUAUUCAAAGACAAUAACUACAUGAUGAGUAAACUAUACGAUGAGGAGAAUUUAUUUCCCACAGUCUUGGGUUCAUGUGGUCCCUAUUAUGCCACCGAAAAUUUGAAUAUACUAAAAACUGAACAAACUUUAUUGCAAUAUAUUUCUUUCGAUUGGCAGAAGCGUCUUAAGUUUGCCUUAAGCCUUAUGGAAUUUGUAUUUAAAAUGGAUGAAAUGAAACCGGAGCCCUUGAGAAUGUGUAAAAUGAAAAUAAGCAAUUUUGGAGUAACGGGUGAUAAAAGAAUAAAAUACGAAAAUGCUGAACAUGUGUUUGUGGAAACACAACUCGAUAAACAUCUCUCAAAUGGCUCUCCCUGUGAAGAAGAUGUGGACUGUAAUUAUCAUUAUUGUAUGGGUAAAUGUGAUCAGGAGAAACUAAUAUGUUCGGGUGUACAACAAAACAAUAAUUUACAAAUAUUUUGUGAUCAAAUCCUAAAGGGUGGUGGCCUAUUUCCCGGUCUAUUAGCCUCCGCCAAAACUCCCAAAAAUCUCAUGAAACUAGUUAAAACCUGUAUAGAUCCUUCUAAGCAGGCCAAUAAUCAUGUGCCCUCUAGACAAUAUGCCCCAAAUGCAGAAUUAGCUUUAAGGCUUUAUAAUGAAAUGAAACGUUUGCACAAGACCACAGCAAAGACGGGCAAUUAGACUACUAAGUGAAGGAGUGUAAGGCAUAAAGAAAGAUAUAUUGUAGUGAGAGUUAAAGCUUUGUUCGGGUGCAUUAGUGCAAGUAUGUUAAUUCCUGGGAAAAAAACUAGAAGGGCUUCAAAAGUCCUUUUAAUAAUCUACUACUUUAAAUGAAACGUACUUUAUUUAUAUAUAGAUAAACCAACAAAAACAUGUAAACCCUCCUUAAAUUAGGGUACUUUGUAGUGCAACUAUAAGUCUAAAUUUUACUGCUAAUUAAUAUGUUUUUAUUAUUUUAAACAAAAAGUUUAUAAAAAAAAUUAACUUUAAUUAUUUUAAAUAAACUAUAAUCAAAAGGAAUUUAAAAGUUAGUUUUAUAUUACAAGGGAGAAGUUAAAACUAUCUGGCAAUGCGAUUUUUGAAGUUGUUAAAUGAUUUUAAGAGAUUUGGUUGCUGUCUUGGC
Messenger RNA from Lucilia sericata (common green bottle fly), 1630 nucleotides. RefSeq names its product divergent protein kinase domain 1C (gene aln). The coding region runs from base 1 to 1188 and encodes 395 amino acids. The record is from RefSeq and is a predicted model, not a curated record. The transcript has 6 exons. NCBI's taxonomy places the organism in Eukaryota, Metazoa, Arthropoda, Insecta, Diptera, Calliphoridae.